AUGUCCGCAUUUGAUUCAUUGGGGAAAUUCAACGAUUGGAUAAAGUACUACGCUGCAGUGGUUACAUCUUUCACUAUCCUACUCGAAUCUUACAUCCACGCUGAUCAAUUAAUUUGUAUUUUCAAUCAAACAUCCGAAUUAGAUGGGAUUUUUGCAGCCAUUAGGGUGGACCUUAGUCAAAGGGACACAGACACGUGUAGGGUGUACAUGAGGAAAUUUAUCUUUCUUACAUUGAUGUUGAUCGUCCUGGAGCUGUGGCCAAUGUCCUUCUUCCUCACAAACACCCCAAUGCUCAACUACUGGCUCCUAACAACCCCCCUCCUUGUGCAGAGUCGCUUUCGACAGCUGCAGCAUAUUCUGUACAUUGAUUUGUGCCACCAUUACGCCAGGGUAUUAGCAUGCAAUGCGAAGCAACUUGCCAUUUUUCUCAACUCCCUCGAAACCACAACAACCUGCAGUGGGAUAUCCCUUGAGAAAUAUCCCUUCGCAUUUGUCCACCACCGUUUCCGGAUGCUACAAAAAUCCCAUCAUAUCAUAUGGAAAAUAUCAAAUUGCAUCAAUCAGUACUUCGGGUGGUCCCAAGUGGCCAAUUAUUCAUUCCAUUUUCUCCAAAUACUCGCCGAUUGCUACUGGCUCUACUGGCGCAUCUACAAUAAAUCCUACGGCAUUGGUUUAUGUGGUAUGCCCCCCAUAAUGAGCAAAAUUCAUCAAUUACUCCUCAUGCUUUGUAACGUGCCUUUCAUCUUCUUCAUUUUUUGA
Molecule: messenger RNA, 759 nt
Organism: Lutzomyia longipalpis
Lineage: Eukaryota; Metazoa; Arthropoda; Insecta; Diptera; Psychodidae
Product: gustatory receptor 8a-like
Exons: 1
Coding region: 1-759 (252 amino acids)
Biological process (GO): sensory perception of taste
Cellular component (GO): membrane
Source: RefSeq, a predicted model, not a curated record